UAAGUUGGACUAGCUUUGAACCUUUGAUGUCUUUGAUAUUUACUUGCCUAAAAUGUGAAUUAUUAUGUAUUUUGUCUUCCGAAUUAUAUUCUAUUCUUUUUUAAUUAAUUUAAUCAUGUCUCGCAGUAAAGAAGACUACAGAAUGAAAUUUGUACUUAACUUUUGGUAUCCUUUUUAGGAUCUUGGUAAAUAAUUAAUUAAAUUUUACAAAAAUGGCAAAUGUUGCAACUCCCGUUUUUAAUGAUUUAUGUCGACUUUGUGCAAAUAAAAUCAAUGUUUUGAUGGGAACCCCAAUAUUUGAGCGUGAAGGAGACACGAAGCAAAUCCCACAAAAAAUUGCUACUUGUUUACCAGUUGAGGUUAGUCCAACAGACAAGCUACCAAAAAUGGUCUGUGAAAAUUGUGUAUACAAACUGGACAUGAUGUUCGAAUUUCGUGCACAGACUGUAAAAACUGAAAGUUUAUUAUCAGACCUUUUGAAGGAAGGAGAAGCUUUGCGGGAGAGCGAGGCGACCGCGACGAAGGAGAGUGCAGCGGUGGAGGAGCAGCAGCCCCCGGCCCCGCAGACGACGCAGGAGCCGCGGGCCUCCUCCAUCAAGUACGAGCCGGACGUGACGAUCAAGGUGGAGGAGCACGGCCAGGUGCCGCGGUCAGAGACGGAGUCGGAGACGGAGUCGUCGGAGAGCGAGAGUGACGACGGCGACGAUGCGGCGGGCCCCCCUGAGGCGCUGCCGGCCGAGGAUGGGGAAGCAGGGGCGGGCAGUGCGCCCCUCGACGAAGUCCCAGCUGACCAGGAGGUCCACAGGCUUCCUCACUGUGAGAUUGCUUCAAAUACCUUUGAAAUGAAUGAAAGCCUGAUGAAUCCUGCAGCAAACGGUUUACUCAUGCUGUCGUGCCCUCAGAAAACUGAGUUGUUGGAACAGACCACGUGGUAUUUUUGCAACGUGUGCGGCAAGGCGUUCGACGAGCAAGAUGAGUUCCAGCUGCAUUUCGAGAGCCACUGCAACAAGUGCGAUCUGUGCGGAGCCGUGUUCACCAAUGACGAAGCCCUGCUGGCCCACGGCCGGGAGAUGCACCCUCACGUGCACAGCUCGGUCAAAGCGGAGGCCGGGUUCUCCCGAGGCGGCGACGAGAAGGCCGUCGGCACCGCGAGAAGAAAGAAAUGGGAACCGAAAGUUUGUCCGGAGUGCGGGAAACACUACAGGACCAAUUACAAGCUGACGGAGCACAUGCGCAAACACACCGGCGAAAAGCCGUACAAGUGUUCUUCGUGCCCGAAGGCGUUCCGUUCGAAAAUCGGCCUCGCCCAGCACGAGGCGAAGCACACGGGCCAGUACGACUUCACGUGCAACACCUGCGGCAAGGGCUUCCAGUGCAAGUCGUACCUGAUAGUGCACCAGCGGGUGCACAGCGACCUGAAGCCGUACCCUUGCGCGACGUGCGGCCGCGACUUCAAGACCAAGCAGAGCCUGCUGGACCACCAGAACAGGCACCUGGGCGUGAAGCCGUACCUGUGCGAGACCUGCGGCCGGAGGUUCAUCACCAAGGGGCUGUGCAAGUCGCACCAGCGCGUGCACUCGGGGAAGGACAACAAGCAGUACCCCUGCAUGGUGUGCAGCAAGAUGUUUGUGAGCAAGUCGUACCUGGCGACGCACCUGCGCAUCCACACGGGCGAGAAGCCCUUCAUGUGCGAGGUGUGCGGCAAGGGCUUCCUGACGCGGGUCGACCUGCGCAUACACUCCACCAUGCACACGGGCGAGAAGAGCUUCAUCUGCGAGUGGUGCGGCAAGGCGUUCGCGCGCCGGGACGCGCUCCGCUGCCACCGCCGUAGCCACACCGGCGAGAGACCCUACCGGUGCGAUGUCUGUGGCCAGGGCUUCACGCAGUUCUCCCCUCUCACCAUCCACAAGCGUCUCCACACGGGGGAGCGCCCGUACCCUUGCGACAUCUGCGGCAAGGCUUUCGUGUCGCGCUCCACCAUGUCCGCUCAUCGCAAAAAGCACAACGUGUGACGGCCGACCCACGUUGCACGUUGAGGACUUCAGUUGAGUUGCUCCCUGUAAUGGCAGGUAUAAUGGAAACUGUAAAGUUACUGACAUCUGCCAACAUUGGUCUUGCGUUUCCAACUUAUUUAAAUUACAUUUUAAUAGAAGCCAAAGGGCUUUAACAAUAAACAUCAUGUUUUUUUCCUUUCUUUUUUUAUAGUUUUUUUUGAAUAAUUUUUUAUGCAGUCAAAUUUUCAAACCUACUAAUUUUUGUGCUGUUACCUAACUUUAGCUCCAAACUUGGUUGUGCACAGCUUUAUGUCAUCUCUGCUAAUCUGGGAAGAACACUGGCUAAACUGAUUGACCACUGUGCAGCUCUCCCGGUUCUGUCAGGCAUUAUUUUUUAAGUUGCUUUGAUACUGCCUUUUUAGAUCACUUGGAUAGGUUAUAUUGAUAAAAAGCAGUGCCAUAAUGGUUUAGUGGUCAAAUCACAAACCUCUCACCGAGAUAAUUCAGGUUUGAUUCUCUGCAGAUUGGACAUUGAAGUGAAUAGGUCUGAUUUUUUUUCAAGGUACUCCUAUUUUCCCACCUGAUAUAAUGAAUUUUUUUAUUAAAUGGUUUUGCAGAUACACAGCCAUUGUGAAGUGUGCAAAAUUAUUUUUAAAAAAAGGUAUGUGUACUUAUGCGCACACGUUAGAAUUUAUACUUCUUUUGGAUGUAAAAUCCUGAACUAUUUUUAAAUUUACUGUAACAAAAAUUAAUUGAAUAAAUACCCAGUAUUCAAUAUUAAUAUAAUUACUGUAUAUGUUUAAAUUAUUAUUGAAACUAGUAAAAUAAUAGAGAUAAAUUUUAAUUACAUAAUGCAAAUAAAUUAUAAAUAUGUGAACAUAACUUCAUGUAUAUAAAUACACUUAAAAAAGUUUAAAAACACAAUUUCUGUCACAUAUUCACAAUAAAUUAAGUUUUUUAAAUUAUAUUGACUAGUAUUCAAUAUCAAUCACUAAAUUUCUGAAUGCGACUCACGUGUAAUUUCGCACCCGCUACUAGUUUUUUCUACUGGAGCAACUCUGUCGACUUUAGAAUAUCGAUUUGCAGAGCGAAUUUUUAAACUAUAUAAGAAAACGUUUCCGAUAAAGAUGAAAAGGACUUAUUAAAAUACUGUCUACCUUGUUAUAAUUCAUCAAAAAGUUUAUACUAUAUAGUUUCUGCACACAUUAGAUGACUAUAAAUUAUUAAGUAUUAUUACUUGUGCCAAUUCAUGGAAAUUAAUUUCCUAACAAAUGUAAUUAAUUUAUUAUUACUAUAAGUAAAAAUAGAGAUUUUUGGUCCACUUAGUAUGAAAUAAACAAUCUAGUGAACUGAGCUAUGUAUUUAACAAUAUUAUAGCAAAACAAUAAACAUAAAAUGUAUUCAAAUAUAUUUGCUUAAAGCACAAUUUGUAAUUUUUAAAAAAUUUAAAAAAUUUCCGCAGCCAACUUUUGAACCACGUUCGUUUAGCUUGUAGCUGCGCACUAUAACUAUUACGAAACUUACAUGGAAAAUAUGUAUCAUAAUUUUUAUAAUUACCAGCAUUCUUACCUUUUUUUUUUUUUAAACUUGCAACUACUCUUUACAAUGACUAUUUUAGUUUUACCAAAUGUAUUCCAGGGAUUUCCACUAUCAUAAAGUUUCAUUUGGCACACAAAUACAAUUUGUAUGUCCCCUAAUUUUUAUGAAAGUGAUGUGUUUCGUGUUCUGUGGUAUAAAGAAUAAAGUUUUUGACAGAUAGCCUUAAAAACUGCACAUUCAAGGACCUCGGAGGACCUGGUGCAUCCUGUACGGUGGUUCACUUGCUAAAUAAACUUCUAAAUGAUAGUAAACACACAUAGGAAAGUACCUAUGUGGGCCCGCCAUCUUCCUGUAAAAAUUUUGUUGCAUGGUGCACUCACGUUGUAAAAAUUCACUUAACAAUUUUUCCAUGAUGUGCCUAAAGAAGUAUAACUUCAAAACAUUUUAAUGAAUUGGCUUACAUGUGAAACUUUACAAGUUUGUGCCGUACUGCUAAAAGAUGUUUAUUAAUAUCAGGAGAUAAUUAUUUUUAGAGGCAGGCAUGUUUGCUAGUCAAAAUUAUAUUACAGAUGUGAUGAUGAUAAAUACUGAUAGGUAAAAUUAGUGAAAAAUGAGGUCAUAACUUGACCUAACAUGGCAAAUAAGUAUGCUGUAUUUCACUGUUAAGCAAGCAUUUGGAAUGUGAUUCAUCAAUAAAAAAUUAAUAGCUUAAAAAUUGGCAAGUUUAUUUUUAAAUCAUUUUAGAGAUUUAAUUGUGAUUCCUUAUAACAUUGAAAUCAGUAAACAAAAUCCAAAGCUACGACUUGUUUUUAUAUGCAAUACCCGAUACACGAAUAUGAUGUGCCUAUGACUUUAUUUUCAAAUUAUAUACAUUAAUAUUAAUAUUUGUAAAAUAUGUUUUGUAUGUAAUUUUUUUUAUUUAUGCAAAAUUAUAUUUAGUCAAAAACACAUAACAUCUGUGUUACUUUAAAUUAAAUGCAGGGAAUAAGGCUUAUUUUAAAACAUUUGUUAUAAAUUUCCAAAAUUUGCAAUAACUAUUCAAAAAUUUGUUUAAAUUUAAUGUGUUUGAAAUAGAAUUUUAAAAUCAGGGUUUGUCCGCUUCCUUAAUAUCCUUAAGUCCUUAAUUGGAUAAGAGCCCUUUAAAGUCCAUACAUUUCACUAAGAAUCAAUAAAGACUGAGUGCAUGUAAUGGAUAAAUUUGGGCAUUUUUCAACUUGGCAGCAAACAACUCUUGCGCGUGUGCAGUACAAGUGGUGAAUUUAAGGCCAUGGGAUUAGAAGUUACAUAGAAAUAAUGUUGUGAAUUAAUUUUGCAUCUCUUCCUUAAAUUAAAAUGUGUAUAUUUACUGCCUUAUAAAGUAAAUGUAAUUAGUGAUCUAUUAAAUAUUAGGGCUGGAAAUUUCAGAGAUUUUCAGAGAUAAUCCUGUUAGAAUUCAACUUACCAACAAAAAUUAUUUUUUGUGCAUGUACUAUUCAACAUUGUUGUUUUCUUGAGGGAUUUUGUGAUAUACAAAUAGUUUUCUACCUCUUGAUGGUGUUGAAGGCAGUGAAGUAAAUGAGUCCUUAAAAACUCCGUAAUUUUUGUUUGCACAAGAAGGUACGAACCAUGAAAAUGCAUGACCCCAUCAUAGUGAAUUGGCAAUGGCUUCUCAUUGAUUAGGGCGUAACUGUGGGACACCACCAGAUGUAACACAAGUGUUUUGUCAGCAGUGUGGGGGAGGAAAGGUCGUGUGUAAUCUUACAGCAGCUCAGAAGAUGCUCUUCUUCUGGACGAUGCACUGUGACGCCAGUGCACUUGCUGGCGGCAGGUGGGGUGACGUUGAAAGCUUGCCACUUCCACUUUCUUUUACAGCUCUUUGAUUCUUCUCGUUGCCCACAUUUGCCAAAUGAAUACCUAAUAAACUUGGGAAAAUGUGCAGAAUUGUGUAAUGUAGUUUGAGAAGAUUUUCCUGUGGCUAUGAAGUGACGUACAUUUUUUUGUAGCUUGAACGUACAGCAUGUAAUUUUUUUGACUUACUGAUUUUUAGUGAUUAUUUGUAAUAAAAAAAUAUAUAUUAUUUAUUCAGAAAUAAUUUUGUGUUUGUUUAUUUUUCAGUGAAAAAUUUGCGGUGAUGUCUGUUGCAUCCAUCUAUGCCUGUUUGAGCGGUAGGGUGUACCUUCACACACUUCAUCAUGUUGGUGAACUUUAG
Bacillus rossius redtenbacheri is the source of this 5721-nucleotide messenger RNA. RefSeq names its product zinc finger protein ZFP2-like. The transcript is spliced from 4 exons. NCBI's taxonomy places the organism in Eukaryota, Metazoa, Arthropoda, Insecta, Phasmatodea, Bacillidae. Gene Ontology annotation, cellular component: nucleus. Gene Ontology annotation, biological process: regulation of transcription by RNA polymerase II. The record is from RefSeq and is a predicted model, not a curated record. Bases 213 to 2012 code for a protein of 599 amino acids. Gene Ontology annotation, molecular function: zinc ion binding; DNA-binding transcription factor activity; RNA polymerase II cis-regulatory region sequence-specific DNA binding.